Molecule: messenger RNA, 354 nt
Organism: Paramecium sonneborni
Lineage: Eukaryota; Ciliophora; Oligohymenophorea; Peniculida; Parameciidae
Source: the annotation of a GenBank genome assembly
AUGCAAAAGUAAGUAAAUGGAAUGAAUAAGUCUUUCAAUCUCAGUCGUUAAUCAUCUCUAUCAUCUCAAAAAUCCAGCUCAGAUAAACAAAAAUAAAAUAAUUCUUAUAUUUCGUUAUCUCCUCGUUUUGAUCCGGAGAAAGGAUUGGCUUUUGAAAACUGCAUUAAAGAGGUUAAAAUAAAUAAUGAUGAAACAGAUGAACCUUAAUAACAGACUUAAGGUUAGUAAAAAGUUGGAAAAAUAUAAAAAUAAUCAAGCUUUACCUUAAAAACAGCAAAGGAUGAAUCAAUGAAAAAAAGCUAAUUCAGUAGAAUUUAAAGAGCAGAUAGCUUGAAUCCUUAGAAAAGCCAAUGA